CUUUGUUUAUUUUCAAAUUCUUGUUUAGUUUUUGUUUAAUUUACGUACAAAAUAUUUAUAAUUUAUAAGUAAUCAGAUUUUGAAGUAAUGGGAGCUUCUAAUCGAAAUACGCGCGUAGCACUGGCCAUAUCGGCGUUCUCGUGUUUGCUUUUUAUUAUAGCCUUUGCUACGCCCUAUUGGUUGAUUACUGAUGGACGUCUUCAAAACCCACGCUUCACCAAUUUGGGUCUCUGGGAAGUGUGCUUCAAUAAUUUCCAAGACAUCCAUCGCUUCUACGACACUCAGUUUACUGGCUGCAUGUGGGUGUUUGAAGAAGAGUACUACAUAAUUCACGAUUUCUUAUUGCCUGGAUUCUACAUUGCUGUCCAAUUGUUUGCUACAUUAUGUUUUGUAAUGUGUUUGGUAGCUUUACCUCUGACAUUAUCGUUUUUAAGAACAUCCCGUGAUGACGACCGAUAUGUUUUUCUUCUACUUACUAUCGGAACUUGUCAGGUGCUGGGCUCCAUAUUCGGAUUUAUUGCUGUAAUCAUCUUUGGAGCCAAGGGAGAUUCACGCGAUUGGAUGCCCGGUUGGCAAAACAACGAUAUGGGAUGGUCUUUUGCUUUUGGAGUUAUUGGCGCCGCACUUCUAUUGCCUUCUGGAAUUCUUUACAUGGUUGAAGCACGCCGUGAACGAUAUAAGCGUCUGAACGAAAUUGGCAAUCGUGAAGUGAGCGAAUACGGGGAUGACUACUAUCAAAGCCAGGCAGCUGGUGCAACUGCACCAACAUCAGUGCAGUCUUAUUUUGCUUCCGAGCCUAGUCGCCCUCGACGUCCACAACCAGGACGACUGCCCACAGCUCCACCACAAAGCAGCAUACAAACAGAUAUAUAAAACAUACAAAUAUGUUUAAUUUUGAGGAGAGUCUACAGUGUAUUAUAAUGGACUCUAGUAUACAUGACCGUCCAUUUAAUUUUAUUUUAAAGUACUUUGUCUAUUGGAAAAUUUACACUGCUCUAAAACUCGAAUAACAUUCCUUAUUUAACGAGUUAUUUUUAAAUCUUUUAACUU
Drosophila busckii is the source of this 1050-nucleotide messenger RNA. RefSeq lists its product as uncharacterized. The transcript has a single exon. Gene Ontology annotation, cellular component: membrane; septate junction. NCBI's taxonomy places the organism in Eukaryota, Metazoa, Arthropoda, Insecta, Diptera, Drosophilidae. The coding region runs from base 88 to 873 and encodes 261 amino acids. The record is from RefSeq and is a predicted model, not a curated record. Gene Ontology annotation, biological process: regulation of tube size, open tracheal system; septate junction assembly.